Messenger RNA from Ilex paraguariensis (yerba mate), 486 nucleotides. Lineage: Eukaryota; Viridiplantae; Streptophyta; Magnoliopsida; Aquifoliales; Aquifoliaceae. The record is from the annotation of a GenBank genome assembly.
AUGGAGCAAUUGAUGGUCUCAAAAGGAAAGAAUCCAGUCACAGAAUUAGCAGAAGGCGAAAAGGAAACUAAGGACAAGAGUAAUGGAAAGAAUUCUGUAGAGGCAAGUGUAGAGCAGAUUAAGGGGAAGGAAAUAAUGCAAAAUUCAAAUUCUGGGAAAACAAAUAAAGAAACAGCAUAUCAAGAAAAAUCUCAGCUGCAGUUAAAGCACUCAAAGCUAGCACAACAGUGGAGAGGGAAGAAGCAACAACAGCCUAAGCAAGUCAAUAACCCAAUAAAGGAAACAAUAGUCACUUUUGGCAAGGAAAUAUCUUCGGUAAUUACAGAAGGUGACAUGGAGAAAGAGAAAUCUUUUACAAGAUUGAAAAAGGGUGAUCAUUCGGGUAAAGACAAAAUAGUGCAGCAUGGAAAGUAUAUUCCUCCAAAGGAAAGUGUGCAACUGAUAGAUUCUGAGAAUCCUACGACAUGUGAUACACCCUCUAAAUAG